Condylura cristata (star-nosed mole) is the source of this 4547-nucleotide messenger RNA. RefSeq names its product CTD (carboxy-terminal domain, RNA polymerase II, polypeptide A) small phosphatase like 2 (gene CTDSPL2). The transcript is spliced from 12 exons. Gene Ontology annotation, molecular function: phosphoprotein phosphatase activity. The coding region runs from base 308 to 1492 and encodes 394 amino acids. The record is from RefSeq and is a predicted model, not a curated record. NCBI's taxonomy places the organism in Eukaryota, Metazoa, Chordata, Mammalia, Eulipotyphla, Talpidae.
GUCCCUGUCCGUGCGGUGCAGCAGGUCGGUAGGCGGGAAAUGGCGACUGGCUGAAGGAGCUGGUUGUGUUGCUGCUGCGGGCUAAGCGGGAAAGACACCACACAUUGCGCAGUCCGGACCAUCGCCGGAGCCUGAGGACACUUUCUCUGUCGUCACAGUUAGGUAAUCCCCCUCGUCCAGACGCUGCCGCUGCUCCUAACCUUAGUCGUCCUCCUCUUCCAGGGCCGUCUGCCGGGAUCUCCUCCCCUUCUCAACCGGGUCCUCCAGCGGCUCUGGCGCCGAGUUUUACAUGUGUCACUCAUAAAAGAUGAGGCUGAGAACACGGAAAACUUCUCAGCAGUCAAAUCAAGUCCAAACACAACGCACUGCCAGAGCGAAGAGGAAAUAUUCAGAGGUUGAUGAUAGUCUACCUUCAGGAGGCGAAAAACCACCCAAGAAUGAAACCGGCUUAUUGUCUUCAAUUAAAAAAUUCAUUAAAGGAAGCACACCCAAGGAAGAAAGAGAAAAUCCUUCGAAACGGAGUAGAAUUGAACGUGAUAUAGACAAUAAUUUGAUCACAUCAACACCAAGAGUAGGAGAAAAACCUAACAAACAGAUCUCUCGAGUAAGACGGAAAAGUCAAGUAAAUGGAGAAGCUGGUAGUUAUGAAAUGACGAAUCAACAUGUAAAACAAAAUGGAAAAUUAGAAGAUAAUCCUUCCUCUGGCAGUCCUCCAAGGACUACAUUGUUGGGGACUAUAUUUUCUCCUGUUUUCAACUUUUUUUCACCAGCAAAUAAAAAUGCCCCAGUAACUCCAGAUAAUGGUUAUUCAUCAGCGCACACAGAGGCCACCUAUGAAGAGGACUGGGAAGUGUUUGACCCCUAUUAUUUCAUCAAACAUGUACCACCACUGACAGAAGAACAACUAAACAGGAAACCUGCUCUUCCAUUGAAAACAAGAAGCACACCAGAAUUCUCUUUAGUUUUAGACCUGGAUGAAACACUAGUACACUGUAGUCUAAAUGAACUAGAAGAUGCAGCACUUACUUUUCCAGUCCUUUUUCAAGAUGUCAUUUAUCAGGUUUAUGUGAGAUUAAGACCAUUCUUCAGGGAAUUCCUGGAACGAAUGUCUCAGAUGUAUGAGAUCAUUCUUUUUACUGCUUCUAAGAAGGUGUAUGCAGACAAGUUACUGAACAUACUAGACCCUAAAAAGCAACUGGUCAGGCACCGGCUUUUCCGUGAACAUUGUGUUUGUGUACAAGGAAACUAUAUAAAGGACUUAAAUAUCCUUGGAAGAGAUCUUUCAAAAACUAUAAUAAUUGACAACUCACCACAAGCCUUUGCAUAUCAGCUAUCAAAUGGAAUCCCUAUAGAAAGCUGGUUUAUGGAUAAAAAUGACAAUGAACUCUUAAAAUUGAUUCCAUUUCUGGAGAAGCUUGUAGAACUGAAUGAAGAUGUUCGGCCUCACAUCAGAGACAGAUUUCGCUUGCAUGACUUGCUGCCCCCAGAUUAAGUACAAAGACUUGUUAAAUCACUGAAUGGGGAGAGAAUGCAGGACCUUUUUGGACUAAGACAAAAACAUUGCCAUUACUGUUGAAAUUUUGCAUUUUUGUACCCCGUCUUGCUUUUCUUAUCUUUGGUGCCCAAUAAUAAUCAAGGGUUACAGAAAGAGACUUUAUUUCAGAUUGAAUACAUACAGUAGGUAGGCUAAAACAGAAGAGUCUUUAGAACUAGUGCAACUCCAGUGAAAUUUUUUUAUGUACGGGACAUCUGCAGUUUAUAAAGAAUUCUGUUUCUGCCACCAGCAGUUUGACCUGUAGUCACACAGGAUUUUAUGAUAAUAACAGAGAUGAAAAUGGACUUUUAUUUUCUCUCUGUUUGGUGCUCUAAGUGGGUUUGUAGCCACUUUUCUGUUACUUUAAGAUUCUCAUUUCAACAGGAAUGGCCAGUAAAAGUUGUUUUAUUUUUCCUGUUAAGGUUUAUAACCUUUUUUACAUUUUUGACCUGUACUAGAUUAGAAUUUCAUUAUGCAUUCCUUUUAGUUGAGGCGCUUCCUAGUUUUCUGGAAAUAGUCAAUUUUUAGUUUUAUAUUAUACAUUUGAAUGGCCGUUUUCCUGCUUUGUCUGCCUGCAUAUUGUAUAUUUGUUUAAAAAUAUUCUCUACUUUUAGUCCAUGUAAGUUUCAUUUAGAAAGACAUGCAUUUAUAUUUUGUUUCUGUAAUAUUCUACUGUAGGUGAAAUCUUCAAAAAUCAAGAGACUGGGUAGAUACGAAUAUAUGAAUGACUAAUAUUCAAAAGAUUUAAACCAUUGUGAUGGCAUGUUUCCAAAUGAUAAUAUCUUGCAAUGGCACAGAUUUAAUGGAUAAAAGGUAUACCUCAGACUUCACUGUGCUCACCAAUCUUUGAGGAGAAUGGAUUUGGCCACCUGUUGGGCUUGAUUUGGUUACUGCUGCCUUUGGUUUUCUCCAGGAAUGAAGUAUUCAGCACAGUGACUCAGUAUUUUUAGUUACUUUGCAUGGGCUGGUCGUACCUCUGUUAUGCUCUCGGUUACAAUCAAUUUAAAACUCUGUAUAACAGUUUUGGUACCUUACAGUAGCUAUGCAUAAUCCUGUGGCACAGUUAACUCCCAAGCCACCAAUGCAGUUAAUACGCUCUCAUAGUGGUUUUCUAUGCUAUAUGAAAAUAGUCUUCAAGCCUUGGUUCUCUAAUGCAGCUACCACAAGAGGUUGAUAUUUUUAUAGUGGCGUGUAAUCUCCUUUUCGGGAGGCUUUUUAUGGAAGGUAGAAUUUGUAAAAGUUAGUAUGCUUUGCCUCUCGACUGCAUUAACAUGCCACAGGCUCAGACUGUUUUUGUGUAAAGGAUGUCAAAAGAACGGCACUUUUUCUAAAGAGAAGUUUGAUAUUUUGUAUGCUUGUUAAGAAAGUACAGUAUUGGAAAUUAAAGGUGGACAACUGAUAAUUGAGGAGUAUGUCACUUAAUUUUUUAUGUAUAUUACCUGUUUACUUGUACAACUUAUUGUACAAAUUACAUGCAGCUUCAUUUUCAAAUGAAUCCUUAAAAUAAGGAAAUCUUUUUAGGAAAACAUUUAAUUUUUGUAUUUUUGAUUUUAAAGGCAUGAGUUAUGUCAAUUUUCAGUGUAUUAAUGAAGAUUUUAACUUUUCAUCAGGUUGAGUGUUUUCUUACUAUAUUAUCUGUUGUGUAUGUAGUUAGCAUAUUGUGUCACUGAACUGUUUAAAAAUCUAGCAUGUAGAGCAAGCCUGUUUUGUGGAAAAUCCUUAUUCAUUAAAAAAAAUAAUCAUGGCAGAUUUUCUGCAAAAAAAAAAAACAAGCAUUUGCAAUUCAGAAUACUGGUUUUGUUUUAAUUUAAAGAAAGGUAUUUUGCUUGCAGGAAAAAAUACUACAGAUUCAUUUUAAUGAGUAUCUUUGAAAUGUAUUUAUCUUUAGGGCAUCUGGGCAUCUUUAUGCUGUUUGUCUUCUGUCUUUCUUGAAAUAAAAUGUACAUAUGUUACCUUUACAUAUGCUCUUGCUCAAAAUUGUGAACCUAGUUACAUGUAUCUUCACUCCCUUUUUCUUAAACAGCAAAACCCAAAACAUACAAGAUCUAAACUUUCAGCAUGUGUUGUAAUUGCUGAAAGUUUUUCUAAUAAGUGUAGUCUCAAAGGGCUUUCCCAUAACUUAAGGGAAAUGUAAGCACCUAUACCAUUUGUGCCUGUAGGCACUUUAAUAAUAAACACCAACUUUUAAUCGUCUUUUAAUGGUAAAGCUGUUUUCAAGUCCCAUGCUGGGAGAGUUCCUUUAAGUUGACUGAUAAAUGAAAUCAAGCAUAAUAGGAUUCUGUAACAAAAUUACCUAAGGGAAAUUUUAUAUGGCUUGAGGAAAUUUGAGACCAAUUUAAUAUAUUUUUCUUCACUAUUUUGAUUCAUUUUAAACUUGAAAUUUUUAAAAAUUUAGACAACUUACUCAGCUGCCUUCUUAGUAUGUUUUAUCUUCUCAUUACCCUUUUUCUUUACCUGUUGACAGAUGUUACCUUAAACACCUCCAUUUAAGUGGACGUAUGUAUGUAUGUAUUAUAAAUUGAGGUAUGUCCAGCCCCUUCAGUUCAUACAGCAUAUAUGAACUCUUAAAAACUUACUGUAGUAAAUGCAGGAGAGAUGGAUACCUGAUUAGACAGCAAAAGUGACCUGUAUACACAUUACAUUUCUGAAAGAUACAAUUGUGAUAUUUCCAGUAAUAAAUGUCUGACUUAAAGCAUUCUUUUAAAUAUUUGUAUUAGGAUGUUUUAAUCACUUGUCUUUUUUAGUUCCAUGUUAUAUGUAGCCCUAAUCAGAUUUAUAUCACAUUUCUCCUUGGGUCUUAAAAGAGAGUUAAUUCAAAACCAUAAAUUGUUUUAUAGUAGGUAGUUAUGUAUAUUUAUUUACCGGAUGGCUUUAUCUUGUUUCCCAAAAUUUGGAGGGGGGAGGUUUGUUGAAAGCAUUGUAAAUUCUAUAAAUGGCUAUUUUCUUGUAACUGUUAGUGAAAAUGGAUAUGUACAUUGCUCUUUUCUAUUUUUCUGGGUGUUUUUUUUUUGUU